AUGUAUAAUGUGAUUUGUUCAAAAGUGGGUUGUACGGUUCAUAAUGUUGAAAAAGUGUUCAACGGUGUUGCAGAGAAUAUUUUCGAAGAUGGAUUAAUAAAUUGGGGUCGUAUUAUUGCGCUACUAGGUUUUAGUGUGAAGGUUUCGCAGUAUUUGGAAGAUAAAUCGGAUCAAAUUGUGGAUUUAACAGUAUGUUUUAUUGUGGAUAAAACGGGUUUAUGGAUACAGUCUAAAGGCGGAUGGAAGAAUGUUAUUGUACAUUUUAAUAGUAGUAGUAGUAGUAGAGAUAUUGUUGGGUGGUUUGUAAGACAUACAACAACAACCGUGGCAACGAUUAGUCUGGGUAUACUUGUGUCAUGUAUAAAUAAUUUAAUACACAAAUAA
Messenger RNA from Paramuricea clavata, 384 nucleotides. The record is from the annotation of a GenBank genome assembly. Lineage: Eukaryota; Metazoa; Cnidaria; Anthozoa; Malacalcyonacea; Plexauridae.